GUUUCAGCCUCUGGAACCUCAAAACACCACAACCACUGUGAAAGAGAGAAGAAGACGAUGAAUGUGAAGAGGGACAGAGACUCGAGUAGUACAUCCAGAUCUCAUGCGACAAUGCCCCACCAUAAUAAUCCUACACCUUCGUCUCUCCCUGUGGUGGUAACUCUCAAUUGCAUCGAGGACCCAACCCCAGAGCAAGACUGCCUUGCUGGAAUUGCAGUGGUCGAACACGUCCCACUGAGUCGACUCACGGAGUCACGAAUCGAGUCAGCCGCCGCCGUGUGUCUCCACUCGCUAGCCUUCCUCCCACGCGCCGCCCAGCGCCGCCUCAAGCCAUGGCAGCUUAUCCUGUGUCUUGGCUCAUCUGAUCGCGCCGUUGACUCCGCCCUCGCUUCUGACCUCGGACUCAGCCGCCUAGUCCACGUCGAUGUUAGCCGAGCUGAGGAGGUGGCCGAUACCGUCAUGGCUUUGUUCCUUGGAUUGCUUCGACGGACUCAUUUGCUAUCACGCCAUGCGCUAUCGGCUUCGGGAUGGCUCGGAUCGGUUCAGCCGCUGUGUCGGGGGAUGAGACGGUGUAGAGGGCUUGUGUUGGGGAUUAUUGGUAGAUCUGCGUCUGCGAGGUCUUUGGCUACUCGGAGCUUGGCUUUCAAGAUGAGUGUGCUCUAUUUCGAUGUUCGCGAGGGAAAUGGAAAAGUAAGUAGAUCUUCCACAACAUUCCCUCCUGCUGCUCGAAGAAUGGAUACUCUUAAUGAUUUACUGGCUGCAAGUGAUCUUGUCUCACUCCAUUGUGCCCUGACAAAUGAAACUAUUCAGAUUAUCAACGCAGAUUGUUUGCAGCACAUAAAGCCUGGGGCAUUUCUUGUAAAUACCGGCAGCAGUCAGCUACUGGAUGAUUGUGCUGUAAAGCAGCUUCUGAUUGAUGGCACCCUAGCAGGCUGUGCUCUAGAUGGUGCUGAAGGGCCACAAUGGAUGGAAGCAUGGGUAAGGGAGAUGCCCAAUGUAUUACUACUUCCCCACAGUGCAGAUUACAGUGAAGAAGUGUGGAUGGAGAUAAGAGAAAAAGCUAUUUCUACAUUGCAGACAUUCUUGUUGGACGGUGUUAUUCCAAAGAAUGCUGUUUCUGAUGAAGAAGAAGAGGAAAGUGAAAUAGGGUAUGAAAAUGAACAAGAAGAAAAAGAAGAAAACGAAAGUGCCUUGCAGGUUUCUGUUGGUGAGCAAUUGACAGAUGAUGUCCAUGUGACUAUGGAGGGCUCCCAGAAAAAGAUUAUUAGUCGAUCAAAGGAGUCUCCUAGCCAGCAUCAGGGAUCAGCUUUGUCACAAAAUACUUCCUCUUGGUCUGAAGUAAAGCGCAGUAGGUCAGGAAAGAAGGCUAAAAGGAGGCAUGCCCGUCAAAAGUCCCUGCACAAAUCAGAUGAUCCUUCUACCAUAGAAAAAGAGGGUACAUCACAUCGAGAAGAUGAUACUGCAAUGAGUGGCACAGAUCAAGUAUUGAGCUCCAGUUCACGUUUUGCUUCGCCUGAAGAUUCAAGGAGUAGAAAAACACCAGUUGAAUCAAUACAAGAAUCAUCAUCUGAUCAUCUUAUAAAAUCAAGCAUGGCGCUCAGUAUAAGGUCAGGAGAACUGCUGAAGGAUGGUUAUAUCAUAGCUUUGCAUGCAAGAGAUCGUCCUGCACUUCAUGUCUCGAGGCAAAGAGCUCAAGGCGGUGGUUGGUUUCUUGACUCGAUAUCGAACAUAACAAAAAGAGAUCCAGCAGCACAGUUCCUUGUUGUUUUCAGAAGCAAGGAUACAAUUGGUUUGAGAUCUUUCACUGCUGGUGGAAAGUUACUGCAGAUAAAUAGAAGAAUGGAAUUUGUAUUUGCUAGUCAUAGCUUUGAUGUCUGGGAGAGUUGGACAUUUGAAGGUUCUUUUGAGGAAUGUAGGCUGGUCAAUUGCAGAAAUCCAUUGGCUGUCUUGGAUGUACGCAUUGAAAUCCUUGCAGCUGUUGGUGAAGAUGACGGGGUUACACGCUGGCUUGAUUAGUUGUGAACAUGGAAAAAUUAACGCCGCAUUUGUAAUAUUCCGGAAGAGCUUUGGAUUUGUAUACCAUUCAAUUUUCACACUGAACAUCAGUGUGUUGUGUGUUGUGUGUUGUG
This is a messenger RNA of Ilex paraguariensis (yerba mate), 2129 nucleotides long. The record is from the annotation of a GenBank genome assembly. NCBI's taxonomy places the organism in Eukaryota, Viridiplantae, Streptophyta, Magnoliopsida, Aquifoliales, Aquifoliaceae.